Messenger RNA from Acaromyces ingoldii, 561 nucleotides. RefSeq lists its product as hypothetical. Bases 1 to 561 code for a protein of 186 amino acids. The transcript has 2 exons. The record is from RefSeq and is a predicted model, not a curated record. NCBI's taxonomy places the organism in Eukaryota, Fungi, Basidiomycota, Exobasidiomycetes, Exobasidiales, Cryptobasidiaceae.
AUGCGUGCGCACAACUUUCUCGCAAUUGUGGUGCUAGGUACCACGACGGUCCUCUGUGUUCCCCGUCCUCUCCUCUCGACCUCUUCUUCCUCUUUGUCAUCCGAGCUCCUUCCACGCAACAGCUACGUCCACCCCGCCUCUCUAAAGGCAAAGAAGCACGAGAAACAACAAGUGGCCACUGUGAUCACCUGGUACGAUGGCGAAUCGCUCAAGGAGCCGGCUUGUGGGGUCAAAGAGCCCAAAGACAGCGACAACAUUGCUGCCGUGCCUGAAAGCUGGGGGUUGGGCUGGUGUGGAAAGGAUAUUGCUUUGCAAAAGGGGGAAAAGAGCGUCGUCGUCCGUGUCGUCGAUUUAUGCGGGUCCUGUAAAAAUGAGUCCCACUUCGAUCUGAGCAAGGGUGCGUUCAAGCAGCUGGCCGAUCUCAACGAGGGCGAGCUCCAUGAUGUCACUUGGAGCGUCAAUGAAGCGAGCAGUACAACUGUUACGACAAAGCUGAAGACGCAUGGUCACCAAAAACGCCAUCGUCGCCGCCUCGACAGCAACGUCAUCCACAUCAGCUGA